This is a messenger RNA of Trypanosoma cruzi, 453 nucleotides long. RefSeq lists its product as uncharacterized. The record is from RefSeq and is a predicted model, not a curated record. The transcript has a single exon. Lineage: Eukaryota; Euglenozoa; Kinetoplastea; Trypanosomatida; Trypanosomatidae. The coding region runs from base 1 to 453 and encodes 150 amino acids.
AUGCACUUAGUGGACGGAGUGAGGCAUCUUUUGAGGCGCUGCAGGGAACAGGAUGUGUUGACGCAGCCACGACGUGCAUGGAGUGUCACGAUGGCACAGUCAGCAGUGGCUGGUGGAAUAUUUACUUCUCGGAGGCAACAGAGAGAGAGAGAGCUGCUCCUGCUGCUUGCGUCGUUGCUGUCUUUUGUGGCCUCCCAUGCCGAUUAUUGUCUGUCCGCUGAUCAUGGGUGGCAUGCCUCCACUAGUGACGUCGUCUGCAGGCAUUUCACAGCACCAGUGAAACACACAUCACGUCGCAUGCUUUGGCUGUGGAUAUGGUGUCGUGCAUGCAGCCGGCAUUAUUUUGCCCGACUCCUUUUCACUGCCUUGCGACAAAUGGAUGCGUCGCCGCCCGAGUCGUUCACUGCAGCUCCGUGUGCUGUACUGCCAGCACAAUACUCUCUUGUUGUCUGA